Messenger RNA from Mytilus californianus (California mussel), 3817 nucleotides. RefSeq names its product DNA polymerase eta-like. The transcript is spliced from 11 exons. Gene Ontology annotation, cellular component: site of double-strand break; replication fork; nucleus. The record is from RefSeq and is a predicted model, not a curated record. Lineage: Eukaryota; Metazoa; Mollusca; Bivalvia; Mytilida; Mytilidae. The coding region runs from base 99 to 2402 and encodes 767 amino acids. Gene Ontology annotation, molecular function: DNA-directed DNA polymerase activity; damaged DNA binding. Gene Ontology annotation, biological process: error-prone translesion synthesis; response to radiation.
UUAAUAUAGCGGGAGUUUACAUAAUUUGGAAAUUUAAGAAAGAACACUCAUUUAAUAUAUCCAAAGCAGAUGUAUAUGAUAUACAUGUAUUGCAAACUAUGGAAAGAGUUAUAGCCUUAGUAGAUAUGGAUUGUUUCUAUGUACAAGUUGAACAAAGAUUACAACCAGAAUACAAGGGAAAGCCAUGUGCUGUUGUUCAAUACAAAAAAUGGAAAGGUGGAGGGAUAAUAGCUGUAGGAUAUGAAGCAAGAGCUUGUGGUGUAACCAAGAACAUGUGGGGUGAUGAUGCUAAGAAAUUAUGUCCAGACAUUCACUUCUUUAGAGUACCAGAAGUCAGAGGAAAAGCAGAUCUCACUAAGUUUAGAGAUGGAGGAAAAGAAGUGAUUAAUGUUCUGAGCAAGUUCAGUAACUGUGUAGAGAGAGCCAGUAUUGAUGAAGCAUACAUAGAUCUUACAGAAGAAGUUAAAAGAAGGAUGGACAAAAGAGCACAGACAGAACUGCUACAGAAUACACACAUUGUAGGCUUUGAUAAAGAAGGUAGGAUGGAAGGCUUGGAAUCCUGGUUAGAUUCUGUCUAUGAAGGUGAUGAUUUUAACAAUAUACAGGACAAGAAGCUAGCUGUUGGAGCAUUGAUCAGUGAGGAAAUGAGAGCCGCUGUCUAUGAAGAGACUGGCUUCAGAUGUUCUGCUGGUAUUGCCCACAAUAAGAUGUUAGCUAAACUAUCCUGUGGUAUCAACAAGCCGAACAAACAAACAGUUCUACCAUAUGGCUCUGUACAAGGUCUGUUUAGUACAUUACCUGUCAGGAAAAUACGAAAUCUUGGGGGCAAACUGGGUGAAUCCUUGGUGGAAGAACUAAAUGUUGAAUUUAUUGGAGAUUUGGUAAAGUUUCCUUUAACAGAACUACAAAAUAAUUUUGGAGAUAAAACUGGCCAUUGGAUCUAUGAAGUGUGUAGAGGAAUAGAACAAGAGCAAGUAUCAGCCAGACAGCUACCUAAAUCUAUUGGAUGUAGUAAAAACUUUCAAGGAAAAACUUGUCUUGAUACAAAAGAAAAGGUUCAGCACUGGUUGAAAGAGUUGUCUGAAGAAGUUGUGGAAAGAUUAGAUAAAGACAGAGAAGAUAACAACAGAAGUGCUAAGUCAUUAACAGUUAGCGUGAGGUAUUUAGCUAAACCAUCAUCCAUCUCUGUCUCUAGAGCAUGUGCUGUAGUAAGAUAUGAUGCUCAGAAGUUUGCUGGUGAUGCCUUCACUUUGAUACAGAAGCUUAACACGCUACCAUUAUAUCAAUCAGCUUGGUCUCCACCUAUCACAUGCUUAGGUAUAUCAGCAGGAAAGUUUGUAGAAUUUCAGGAUAAAAACCAGUCAAAUAUAUCUUCAUUCCUUGGAAAGAAAUCUGAAUCAGUUGACAAAGCUCCAGUUUUGUCUCAAUCAAACAAAGAAUCAUCACCAAAGGGUUCAAUUCAGUCAUUCUUUAAAACUAAAAAUCUCAAAGAAGAAUCCCCUAAAAGUGAACCAACUAUUUCAAGCGGUACAUCAUCUCAAAAAAAUAAAAUACAAGAAAAUGGCAUACAAGCUUUGUUUAGAAAAAAACAGUCCAUUGGUAAUAGUUCAGACAUAGCUCCUUUGAAAACUGAACCAUCAACAUUUUGUGUGGACCUUAGUCAUGAAUCAAGUUCUAUUGAUUUAAGUAAUGAUAAUUCAGUUGAUUUAAGUAUUCACAAAGGAUCAGAGACUAUUAAAACAGAAUCAGUAACAAACCUUAAUUUGAGUAAGAAGUCAGGCUUUUUUGUUUCUAAACUUAGAAAAAAUUCAGUAAGCUCCAAUGUAAUUGAUGUAAAUGAAAGCUCAUGUGAUAGUAUUAAGUCAGCGAACAGCAAUGAUUCAGCCAAAACAGGAGAUAAUUCAGAAAUUGUUCAUUCUGAAGUGAUAGACAUUGAAACAUCAUGUAUUCCAAAUGGUAUUUAUGUUAAUGAUGGUGCUCCUACAUCAAUAGAUAAUUUGGAUGAGGAAGUUUUUAUGUCAUUGCCUUUAGAUAUUCAGCAUGAGAUAAGAAAAAAUAUGAAAAGCAAGCCUAAAGUAAAUUUAAAACAAGAAGAAAAGAAGAGAUCAAGUCUUGAUACAUUUUUUCAGCAGAGUACACAAGAGAAAACAGAAAAUCCAAAAAAUCAAUCAGAUCUGACUUCAUGUGAAAAAUGUGGGAAAGAGAUAAUAGUUUGGGAACUUCCAGAACAUAUGGAUUUUCAUUUUGCUCAGGAAAUACAGAAAGAGUUCAGAGAGGAAAAUAUACAAAGUAAUAAAUUCCCAAUAAAGAGAAAGAGUGUCACUUCUCCUACAAAGCCUAAAAACAAAUUGAAGAAAACUGAAAAUGUAAAUACUCUAACAAAUUUCUUUUCAAAGAAAUAAUGUUUUCUUUGCCUCAAUUUUGACUGUCUUGAUAGACAUAGUUCAUCAUCCUACUUUAAAUACUUAUUAAUGUUUUAUAAAUUUUUCUUCCUUUUUUUAGUUCCAGUUCAGGUCGGAUUCCUCCAAAUAUGCUAACUUUUUGAAUAUAUAUUUUUUAGAUAAAAAAAUAUAUUAAGUGUGUAGUGUAACUCAUGUGACAAUAUCCAAAUUGAAGUCAUGUUUAAUAGAUACAUUGUUAAUUCUGUUAUAUGUGGUCCAGCAAAACGAUGAAAAAUAAAAAGGAAAACAGGAAUUGUUCAGAUUAUUUUAAACUUGAAAUAGAUAUUUUAAGAAAUGUUUUAUCAGGUAUUAUGUACGGGUAUACUUAUGCAUGUAAUGUGUAUAAUAUGUGACAUUUAUUUAUGGAGAUGAUAUAAAAUGGGAAAAUUUUAUUAUAAAUUCUUACAUAUUAUAAUUGAUGUUUUAUAUGUUAAUUAUACAUGCAUUGAUCAAUUGAAUGCAAUAUGUACAUAUAUUAUAGAUAUAUUAUUCUUAGAGGGGUAUACUUUUUAACCACUGUCCAGAUGUGUUGAUCUGCCUGCAACACAUUUUUAUUUCUUUUUUCUCAGCAACUGCUUGUCAAAGCUUCUUGAUAAAUGACACCAAAACUCAUCUGGUUGUGUCAAACCCAGUGACAGGUUUGCAGUUCCUUCAAUGUCGUACUUUAUGUUUGUCAGGACAUAUCUUGAGUGGGAGUAUAUGUAUUAUUAGUGAGUAAUAUCUCACAGUAUAUCUUGUUCAUUUUGAUUUUCAAUUUUGAACGUUUUCAUACCAACUCAGAAAUCUAUGGAUUUUUGUUGUAUUGCAAUUACCAUAGCAUUGCUAAAAUAUGAAAAGAUUUUACAUCGUAAUACUUAUGAGAAGAAAUUUGGAAAUUGACCAUACAGAAUUCAGCCUUAAAUCAGUGAUGAAAAUGUUAAAGGCAUGUCACAAAUGCCACUGUGGUGUUAAUAAAAAAUCAAUCAAUCACAGAUGCCUCAAAUAUUCUAUUGGAUGAACAGGAGAUUUUUUUUUGAAGUUUUCUGCACAAUGAAUAAACCCAUUAAAUUGAUAUCUAACUAAUGAGGAUGAUUAAACUCCAUUAUUAGUUAUUUCUUUUACCCUUAGCCUUUACUGUCUUAUUUAUGAAAUAAGUACCAGUAGCUCAUCCUUAUCUUUGUUUUCAUAGUGAAUUCAGGGAUAUUUAUCACAAAAUAAGAGUUGGAAUUUGUAUCUCAGCUUAUGUUAUGUAACAACCUGUAUAUUCUGUGUGUUAGUUUUACCCUCGUACCUGUGUUUUGUAGCAGAAUUUUGUAAUUGUUUAGAUAUUGUAAAAUAGUUGUUAGAUAUUACUUUUAUAUACUUGUUUAAUUUAUUAAACUUCAUAUUAGUCAGUU